GUAAUCACGUUUAUUUUUUUUUCCUCCCCUUUUAUUUUCGGGAGGUUUUUCUCAAACGCCGUUCUUCUCUCCAUUUUCUUCAUUUUUCUCCAAAUUUUCACCGUCUGCAUUCUCUUCUUUGUAACGAAACCCUCGUUUUCUUCUUCGCUCGCUGCUCUCGAUUGAUAACACAAAACCAAUAGCAUCAGACUUCUCUCUGCAACAAACCCUAGCGAUUCGAAGUUACGCUCGAGAGAGGAACGGCCAUUGAGCCUUUGAUGAUGAUGAUGGUGUGCGAUGUGACUCACUGAGUUGAACCGGAUAAAGAUCUGAGUCUCGGCGAUCGGUUCAACGCGCUCAUGGGUGCUGCGGGCUCCAAGCUCGAGAAGGCUCUUGGCGACCAAUUCCCCGAAGGAGAACGUUACUUUGGCCUUGAGAAUUUCGGCAAUACUUGUUACUGCAACAGCGUUUUGCAGGCGUUAUACUUCUGUGUUCCAUUUCGUGAACAGUUGCUAGAGUAUUAUGGAAACAACAAAGGUGUAGCAGAUGCAGAGGAAAAUCUCUUGACUUGCUUAGCCGACUUAUUUUCACAGAUAAGUUCCCAAAAGAAGAAAACAGGUGUCAUUGCUCCCAAACGAUUUGUACAGAGAUUGAAAAAGCAGAAUGAACUCUUUCGAAGCUAUAUGCACCAGGAUGCCCAUGAAUUCUUGAACUUUUUGUUAAAUGAACUUGUUGACAUUCUGGAGAAAGAGGCCCAGGCUGCAAAAAAUGAUCAAGAGACAUCUCCAUCUUCUGAAAAGGCUGCCAAUGGACCUAAAAAUGGUCCAGCUAAUGGUGCUAAAAAAGAGCCUUUAGUUACAUGGGUGCACAAAAAUUUUCAGGGAAUACUCACCAACGAGACAAGGUGCUUGCGAUGUGAAACUGUAACAGCUAGGGAUGAAACAUUUUUUGACUUGAGCCUUGAUAUUGAACAAAAUAGUUCAAUUACAAGUUGUUUGAAAAACUUCAGUUCAACUGAGACAUUGAAUGCUGAAGACAAAUUUUUUUGUGACAAGUGCUGCAGCUUGCAAGAAGCUCAGAAGAGAAUGAAGAUUAAGAAACCACCCCACGUCUUGGUUAUCCAUCUUAAGCGGUUCAAGUACAUUGAACAGCUGGGCCGCUACAAGAAGCUGUCUUACCGGGUUGUCUUCCCCCUAGAGCUGAAAUUGAGCGAUACAGCUGAAGAUGAAGAUAUUGAGUAUUCUCUAUUUGCAGUAGUUGUCCAUGUUGGUAGUGGGCCCAACCAUGGGCAUUAUGUCAGCCUUGUGAAAAGCCAUAACCACUGGUUAUUUUUUGACGAUGAAAAUGUCGAGAUGAUAGACGAGUCAGCUGUUCAGACAUUCUUUGGGUCAUCGCAAGAAUUUUCCAGCAAUACAGACCAUGGUUACAUUUUGUUCUAUGAGAGCAUUGGCUCUGGUAAUAGGAACUAGAGGGGGGAGCCUUUUGAGUUUUAGGUGCUUGAAUCAUUUGGACUGUCUUUUUCAUCGGUUUAAUUAAUUAUUUCUUUUUUCCUCAUUUCAUUUUUUCCGUUUUCCCUUAUUCAACCUGCUUGAGUAGUUGUAAUACAUCCAUGAGAGGAUACGGGUUGUGAAAUGUAUACUUAGGUGGUCGUCAUGUACAGUGGAUGGUGGAAGCACUGUCCUUUUUUCCCCCAUCUCUUUCUUUUACAAAUAAGAGCAGAUAGAGCAGUAUAUAUGGUGUGAGAAUCUCACCGACAAUGUAUUCAUGGUGUUAAAUGUUAAAUCAAUGGAAACACAAUGCAAUGACAAAGUUACUCGUAAAUUAUG
Messenger RNA from Abrus precatorius (Indian licorice), 1805 nucleotides. RefSeq names its product ubiquitin carboxyl-terminal hydrolase 4-like. The transcript is spliced from 6 exons. Lineage: Eukaryota; Viridiplantae; Streptophyta; Magnoliopsida; Fabales; Fabaceae. Gene Ontology annotation, molecular function: cysteine-type deubiquitinase activity; cysteine-type endopeptidase activity. Gene Ontology annotation, cellular component: nucleus; cytosol. Gene Ontology annotation, biological process: protein deubiquitination. The record is from RefSeq and is a predicted model, not a curated record. The coding region runs from base 339 to 1448 and encodes 369 amino acids.